This is a messenger RNA of Culex pipiens pallens (northern house mosquito), 1587 nucleotides long. RefSeq names its product facilitated trehalose transporter Tret1-like. Gene Ontology annotation, cellular component: membrane. The transcript is spliced from 6 exons. Lineage: Eukaryota; Metazoa; Arthropoda; Insecta; Diptera; Culicidae. Gene Ontology annotation, molecular function: sugar transmembrane transporter activity. The coding region runs from base 98 to 1540 and encodes 480 amino acids. The record is from RefSeq and is a predicted model, not a curated record. Gene Ontology annotation, biological process: carbohydrate transport; transmembrane transport.
CGACGCCUGGAACGCCUCUCCCAGAAGUUCGGGAACUCUUUAGGUGGAUGCUGCUCAGAUAACCAGGGCUGUUUUGGUGGGAUGAGAAGUUUUAAAAAUGUGUCUAAAGUUUGAAUCCAAGGGCGUUCUGCACCAGGUGCUGGCCACGUGCACAAUCAACAUCGUCAACUAUGCCCAUGGAGCUGCCCUGGGCUGGGUAUCACCGUUUCUUCCCCUGCUCCAGUCCGAAGAUUCUCCCCUUGAAAGCGGUCCAGUGACCGUGGAGCAGGGCUCCUGGAUAGGUUCAAUCCUGUGUCUGGGCGGUCUGUUUGGAGCCAUAGCUUAUGGUUAUCUUACGGAGAAGAUUGGUGUGAAGAAAAGCAUAGCUUCGUUGUGUAUUUCGAACAUGAGCUUCUGGACAAUAGUCUACUUUGGAACAUCUGUCUAUCAUCUCUAUCUGGCCAGAUUCUUGGCUGGAGUAACUGGAGGAGGCGUCAUCGUGACAUUUCCACUCUUCAUAGCUGAUAUCUCGGACAGCAAGUUAGUCAAUUACUCGACAAAACUUCGUAUCGUAACUAAUAUCUUCAAUUCUCAUAGAGUCCGUGGAGCCCUUGGAUCCAUCCUCGCCCUAGCAGGCAAUUCUGGUAUCCUUACGAUGUACAUCGUCGGAGAUCUCCUGUCGUACCGAACCGUUCCAGUAGUGAUGAUUUCGCUACCAACACUCUUCGCAAUCCUCAUGACUUUAAUUCCAGAAACUCCACAAUCGCUACUUAAGCAGAGAAACGUUGCGCAGGCUGAACAAUCCCUCAAGUUUUACUCUGGACUAAAAUCGGACCAGGAGUGCACUCCAGAGUUCAAGCAGCAGUUUGAAAAGCUCCGCAACUUCAUUUUGAACAGUAAACUACAAAGUGACCGUUUGCAGCUUCAAGACUUCACUUCACCAGCGGCCAAAAAGGGCAUCCUGAUCGGGAUCUUCCUCAUGUUCCUGAACCAGUUCUGCGGAGUCUUCGCCAUCCUGACGUACGCCGUGUCGAUCUUCAGCGAGUCCGGCUCCACGCUGAGCCCGGGAACGUCGGCCAUCAUCAUGGGAGCGAUCCAGAUCGUGGGGACGAUCGCGUCGUUCAUCUUCAUCGAUCUUGCCGGGCGGAAGGUGCUGCUGCUGAUUUCGACGUACGGAACGGGGCUGGGGUUGACCUGUCUGGGGGUGUACUCCUGGAUGAGGUCACAGAGUGUGGACCUGACCGGACUGGACUGGAUACCGAUCGCGAGCCUUUCGCUGACGGUGUUUUUGUUCUGCGUUGGGUUGUGCAACAUUCCGUUCUUUGUGCUGCCCGAGUUGUUGCCGGCGAAGAUUUGCAACGCUGGUAACACAAUCAGCAUGAUAUCAAUCACAAUUUUCUCGUUCAUCAGCUUGAAGAUUCUGCCCAUACUUUUGGAGCAAAUUCAGCUUCAUGGAGCGGUGGCAAUUUUCGCAAGCACUUGCUUCAUUGGAGGCAUCGUGAUUGCGCUUUUUAUUCCGGAAACCAAGGGAAAGAAUUUGGUUAGUCCGGAAAAUGUAUGAAACUACGUUUAGGAAAUACAUAUUAUUUCUAUUUAGUAAAAAAUAAA